Molecule: messenger RNA, 1445 nt
Organism: Mangifera indica (mango)
Lineage: Eukaryota; Viridiplantae; Streptophyta; Magnoliopsida; Sapindales; Anacardiaceae
Product: NAC domain-containing protein 7-like
Exons: 3
Coding region: 17-1063 (348 amino acids)
Biological process (GO): regulation of DNA-templated transcription
Molecular function (GO): DNA binding
Source: RefSeq, a predicted model, not a curated record
AUCUAGAAGGGAGAAUAUGAAUACUUUUUCACAUGUUCCCCCUGGCUUUCGGUUCCAUCCAACCGAUGAAGAACUUGUCGAUUAUUACCUCAGGAAAAAGGUCAAUGCAAGAAAGAUUGACCUAGAUGUGAUCAAAGAUGUGGAACUCUAUAAAAUUGAGCCAUGGGAUCUUCAAGACCUGUGCAGAAUAGGAACAGAAGAGCAAAAUGAAUGGUACUUUUUUAGCCACAAAGAUAAGAAAUACCCAACUGGAACUCGAACAAAUAGAGCCACUGCAGCUGGAUUUUGGAAAGCAACUGGUAGAGACAAGGCUAUUUAUUCUAAGCAUGACUUAAUUGGAAUGAGGAAGACGUUGGUCUUCUAUAAAGGCCGAGCUCCAAACGGGCAGAAGUCAGAUUGGAUCAUGCAUGAAUACCGCCUUGAAACAGAUGAAAAUGGAACUCCACAGGAAGAAGGUUGGGCGGUGUGUAGGGUGUUCAAGAAGAGAACAACCACCGUGCGUAAAAUGAGUGAGCAUGGAUCUCCUUGCUGGUAUGAAGAUCAAGUUUCAUUCUUGCAAGAUUUCGAUUCAACGAAGCAAAAUUCCCAGCCAAAUUUGGCUUACCACCUCUCCUAUGCCUGCAAGAAAGAGCUAGAUUUGCAGUACCAAGUUCCCCAUGAACACUUUCUCCAGCAGCUUCCAUAUUUAGAGAGCCCAAAGCCGAUGCAAUCAACUGCAAAUGUAAACUGCAGUCCAAUGGCUGCUGCCUAUGGACUGGAGAUAAACCAUGUAAGCACUUUUCAGCCCUCAUCAUUCGCACGAGAAGAACAUAUGCAGCAACCCCAUGACCAAAAUUUGCAUCCAAUGUAUGGCAGAGACAACAACAACGAGAUGGCGGUGGAUCAACUCACAGAUUGGCGAGUUCUUGACAAGUUUGUUGCCUCCCAGCUUAGCCAAGACGAUGUUCCUAAAGAAAACAACUACUCAAAUAGUAUUCUGGUGAGACACUUGAAUAAGAAAGAAAUGGUGCCUGAGAAUCCCUCUACCUCAACCUCCAGUUGUCAAAUUGAUCUAUGGAAGUGACAACUUAUUAUUCAUAAUCAUGAGACAAUAUAUACUGAUUAUAGGCUAUUCAAUGCAGAGGUAAAGGGAAAAGAUUAUAUAAUCUAAAUUCCUGUACAUAAUAAAAUUAAAUAAUAUCUCGUGUUUAACUCUUGAGCUUCUAGCUCUUCUCCUAAUGCUUAAGUUAAUAUCACCGAAACCCUAGAACCUAGUACUAAGUUCCUGUAAGAUGUGAAGUUGCAGCAUUUGUUUGCCUGUAAUUUGUAAAGGUCUUCUGUGUUGUAUUAUAUUGUUCUAACAGCCAUAUGUGCUGUUUAUGGAAUCGACUUGGAGGUCGAUUUCAGAUAUGUUUGUAUGUUCAAUUUGUUAUUUGAAUAGUAGAUUUACAAUUGUCUUUAUAAAA